CCUUCUUCCCCAGCAGCUUUCACUAUUUGUGGAACCUCCCGCUCAAACUUUUGGCUUUUCCUUUUGGUGUUUUGUCGUCGCUACUCUCCUCGUCAGGGACAGCAUCGCCGCCAUCGACGUCAUUGCCCAAUUUUACUGAGCUUCCGUAUUGUCAACAACCAUCACAAGCCUCAGCCAUGUCGUGGUCGCAAAAGACUUUUACACUGCCCGCUCAGUCCCGCGGAGCCUACUUGAUUACGGACAUUGUGACGAAGGAGGUGCCGGAGAUCAAGCAGUAUAAAGUGGGAUUGCUGAAUUUGUUCAUUCAGCAUACGAGCUGUGCGUUGAGCUUGAAUGAGAAUUGGGAUCCGGAUGUGAGACUGGACAUGAGCGACACCCUCGACCGCAUCGUGCCCGAGGCCACAAGCAAGAAUCCGGACUUGUACCGACACAACGACGAGGGCCCGGAUGACUUUCCUGCUCACGUCAAGUCGUCGUUGAUUGGCACGAGCGUGACGAUUCCCAUCACGAACGGAAAGCUGGCCACCGGCACAUGGCAAGGCAUCUGGUAUCUCGAGUUCCGCGCUCAUAAGCACAGGCGCAACAUAGUAGCCACCAUUCAGGGAGAAAAGGGAAAGGAUCACCUUUGACCCUUUAUUAUCCUGCUCAGUACAAUAAGAACAAGGGGGAACAGAAACCCGCCUGGCUGUGCAGACAGCACUGCUCCUCCUGUAGUCUAAACACUCGUAUCCUUAAUCUUCAUGCUCCUCG
Neurospora tetrasperma FGSC 2508 is the source of this 750-nucleotide messenger RNA. RefSeq lists its product as uncharacterized. The coding region runs from base 177 to 629 and encodes 150 amino acids. NCBI's taxonomy places the organism in Eukaryota, Fungi, Ascomycota, Sordariomycetes, Sordariales, Sordariaceae. The transcript has 4 exons. The record is from RefSeq and is a predicted model, not a curated record.